Molecule: messenger RNA, 4434 nt
Organism: Lingula anatina
Lineage: Eukaryota; Metazoa; Brachiopoda; Lingulata; Lingulida; Lingulidae
Source: RefSeq, a predicted model, not a curated record
GUUUAUUUUGAUCCACCGUCAACCAAUUGUCAACCGGGCAGAUGCUCAAAUGGGAAAUGUCGCGUUUCCUGUGAAGUGAACGAAGUGUAUUGUAUGGGUGACAAUUCCAAAUGCCCUGAGGUCCCUGUGGAUAAUUUGCGAUAUUAUCAUUUUGGACUUACUCCUGUAAAUUUUGAUGGCGUUGGAGAGGGUCUUGUGCAGGAAGUAACAUUUCCAAAGAAGCAUAACUUUACUGCGCUCAGAGUCCAGUGGAUAGGUAACCUGAGAGGACCAUAUAAUAAUGCUGGAAUGUGUGUCAGAUGGUAUUUCAAAUUCAACAACAUGGAGUGUGGUAAUCCAGAUACCAUUGAAUACCUGCACCAUGAUAACACUGCCAGGGAUUGGCACAGACCAGCAAACUUGGAUGGUAUGUGUGAGGGCAUUCCUGCUGGAGAUGUGACCAUUCAGUUUCACACUGGGAAAUGUUUUGGUUUCCCUCUAUCUAAUGGCUUCGUUGGUUGGGAAACAGAAUCUGCCCUUAUGGCCCAGGAGGUUGACACCAGAUAUAGCUCACAAUCAAGGAGCCUUGACGUCCCAAACCAAUCUCCCAAAUUCACCACCCUGUAUUUCCCAGGAUACAAUACAUCUCAUUAUGCUACAAUAGCUGUGAAUCUCCCUGACUUAACUGAGGUCACAGUUUGCUACUGGCAGAAAAUGUCCAGCUAUGCACAGACAGCUAUGGCAACUUUCUCCUAUGCCAAUAGUGCAGCAUAUAAUGCUUUUAUGAUCAUGUUGCUUCCAUCAUCUGUUCAUUUGUUUGUGUUGGACUCUCAAACUACAGUCGGAUGGAACUCACUGACUGACAAUAUGUGGCACCAGGUGUGUGGCAUGUGGCGUAGCAGUGAUGGGUACUGGGCAGUCUAUGUGGACAGUAGAGAAGCUGGAAGUGGGACUGGAUUUCAAACUGGCCAGACAAUCGCUGGAGGGGGGACAAUUAUACUGGGACAGGACCAGGACAGCAUAGGAGGCGGUUUUUCUGUGUCCCAGUCUUUCACGGGUUUCAUGACACGAAUCAAUAUCUGGGAUGUUGUUCUACAGCCUCAUGGAAUGGGCCAAUGUUACAGUAGCACCCAUGGAAAUGUCUUUGCAUUCAAUGGAUUAAGUGAUAUUCAUCUAUCCGGAAAUGUAAUCAUGGAAGCUGAUCAGGAUUUAUGCCUAGAUGCAAUGAUUCCUACUAAUGGUGGCAAUUCUGGGGGUGCUGCCUGUUACUGGCCUUAUCUAUACAAAGGUCAACCACAGUACUUGUGCCUAGUGGAUGAGGAAGGCCGGAGCAGACCUUGGUGUGGAACAACUGCUGACUACGACACUGAUGGACUCUGGGGCUACUGUACAGUUGCUGGUCAUGGGAAAGGUCCAGUCACACAAAAUAUCUAUACAUAUGGAGGGAAUGCUAAUGGAUUGCCUUGCCAAUUUCCAUUUACUUACAAUGGAGCCUCUCACUACCAGUGUAUAGCUGAUGGUAGAAAUUAUGCCCAUCCCUGGUGUUACACAGCAGGAGGACUAUGGGGAUACUGUAUAAUUUCUGAGUCAUUAUAUGCUGUCCGGACAGGAUCUGACUGUGGAGGGAAUGAUCUUCAAGGAACAAAUGGCUAUCUGACCAGUGUCCAGGACUGCAUAGAUAGAUGUAACAUGAAACCAGAGUGUAAAGCUAUAGCAUAUGCUCCUAGCAGUCACCACUGUUGGCUUAAAACUAAAUCUUGUGAAAGCCCAACUUCAAACAGUGAUAGGUGGAUGCUUGAGAAGUAUUUUCUAGAUCCAAUCAGGAAGACAUUUGGUGGGAAUUCUGAGGGCAUGGCAUGUGUUCUACCAUUCAUCUAUCAGGACACUGUGUACCAUUCUUGUAUCACUGUGAACCAUAACCAGCCAUGGUGUGCCACCACAACCAAUUAUGAUUUAGAUGGAAGAUGGGGAAAUUGUCUAGUGCUGAUGUCCUCUUAUGGCGAGUGGAAAGAGGGUGACUGUGGUGGAGGCGAUAUUGGAAAUGUACAUUAUCGUAUAGUUUCUGGAGCCGAAGAAUGUGAAAGCCAGUGUCGCCUCACAAGAAAAUGCAGGCUUGCAAUGUAUCAAGCUUACUCAAACAAAUGCUGGAGGAAAGAAUUUUCCUGUCCAGUUGGAAGUGGAUGGACAUAUGUGAAGCACUCAGAGCUAGUAAGAACUGGAAAGUAUUAUUUGCGAAGAUAUGGCUCCUGUGCUGGGGGAGACAUUUCAAAUGCAGCAGUAUCAACUUCUUACAAGAGGUGCAUUUGGACCUGUAAUGCCAUGAAAGAUUGCAAGUCCUUCUACUACGACAGAUCCAACUCCAUGUGCUAUCCAAAGAACAUCCAGUGUGCCAUCAUAGAUACCAGCUGUGACUCUGACUGCUAUGUGGACACCAAAAUAUAUGCAGGAAAAGAUUUCCAUCGAUAUGAAACCAUCUCCCCACGAACAGUCUGGGUAUGGCGUACUUUGAGCACCAGCCAGUAUGCCAUUUUGUCCAGCCACGCUGGGACUCCUGACAUGACUGAAUUCACACUCUGUUAUUGGGCAAGGACUAAUUAUCAUGAUAGCUCAGCAAAGUUAAGCCCUAUCUCAUACGCUAACUCAGAAGAAGCAAAUGCCAUAGUCAUAAUGUACAAGCAGUCAUCAGAGGGCAUUAAAGUUUUCAUCAGUGGUAGUGAUGCUUAUAUUGAUACUAUGACCAAUGAUAACAACUGGCACCAUAUCUGUCUGACCUGGAAGAGUGCAAAUGGUGAAUGGGCUCUCUACUCUGAUGGACUGCUGAUGAAAACUGCCGUGGGAUUAUCCUCUGGAAUGCGGAUAAAAGGCGGUGGAGCCUGGGUCAUGGGUCAAGGUCAGGAUUGUGUGGGUGGAUGUUUUGCCACCUCACAAGCAUAUGUUGGUUAUCUGACUGGAGUCAAUGUAUGGGAUAAAGUACUAGAUAUUGCUGCCAUGGGACAGACAUGUCAGUCUGAACUGAAAGGGAAUGUCCUAUCAUGGCAAGAAAUUCUGGACACUGCUGAGCAGCAUGAUAUUCAGUCCCGCAAGGAAGAUAUUUGUGGAGAGGCCUCUAUCCCAAGUCCCUGUGGAGCACAUUCCGUCUUCAAUGUACAGCAACACACAGUGCACAACUUAAACAAAGCAGAUAUUUCUGGAGAACUAACAUACAUUGACUAUGUGAAGCGUGAGGAAGACACUGCAGUGCGUGUGAAGUGGGAAGGCACAUUGUGGUUGCAAGGAGACACAAGUAAAAGAUGGUACAUUACAUUUUCAACAAAAGAAUGUUUUCCGACUCCUAUAGAGGGAGUAGUGGGACAGUUUGCUGGAUCUGGACUGGAAGGUGAAAGCAGGACUGGACUUGUGGAAGGUAUUUGUGAAGGUAUCCCAGCAGGCAAAAUCCGCAUCCGUCUGUUGAUUGGUGAAAGUCGCAGCAGUGUGAAUGAGGUGGAAACUGGAGAGGCAAACACAGGAUGGUUGGCUGUUUCCAGGUUUAUGGUGGAAGAAAUACGUAUGGGACAUGAUAUUGAUGCUUUUGAAGAUGCAGAUGGUGUCAUGUACCAAGUGCCUGUAUUUAAUAUCCAGCAGUUUUACUGGGAUAUACAAGCUGAUACAACUGAUAAUGGGCUUUUAAAGAAUGCAACUUAUAGGAAAAAGUCCUCGCUGAGUACCCUUCAUGUCAAGCUGAUAGGUGACUUUGACACACCUGGGGGUCUUUGUGCCAAGUUCUAUUUCAAGUUUAAUGGCCAAGAGUGUACCAACCCAGCUAGUAUUUAUAUAAGACUAUAUACAAACCCACCAACAAGCUAUCUUAGAACAUAUCCUAUUGAAGGCAUCUGUAAAGGAUUACAAUCAGGUGACAUUGUUAUCUCAUUGUAUGCUGACAACACAUGUGCAGACGUUAAUGGGAUGUCCUCAAACACAGAUAUCACCUCUGGUUCCCGAAGCAACACCCGUCUCAUUGUGGAGGAAAUGCACCUGUCUGUGGAGUAGAUUCCUGCAAAUAUCCAAUGUUUCAGAGCGGCUUAAUUGAUUUUUGACUCAAACCUUUGAACCCUGUAAAUUUUAGAACUCUGAUUCAAAAGACCUUUUACUUUACUAUCAAUUAACAGUGUGGAAGGCUAACUAUGGCUAUAAAUUAAUUAAUGAGAUUAGUUGUCAAGCAACAUUGAUGAUAUACUGUAUGUACUCUUACAUAUGGGUUUCGUUUUUCAAAAACAAACCUGGCAACCAGAAACUAGUGUCAUUUUUCCAAAAUGAUUUUGACACUGAGAAACCAGAAUCAUUUUUGCAGUGGGAGACAAGAGUGGAUGGAGGAAAGGUGUCAGGUGAUUAGUGUUUACUGUGUGUUAACAUAAUAUGGCAGAAAUUGACAAAAAACCUACUUUGUGUAUUGCCACCACAAAAACAUUAUAAAAAAAA